This is a messenger RNA of Tarenaya hassleriana, 1666 nucleotides long. RefSeq names its product transcription factor bHLH57-like. Gene Ontology annotation, biological process: regulation of transcription by RNA polymerase II. The coding region runs from base 419 to 1510 and encodes 363 amino acids. Lineage: Eukaryota; Viridiplantae; Streptophyta; Magnoliopsida; Brassicales; Cleomaceae. The transcript is spliced from 4 exons. The record is from RefSeq and is a predicted model, not a curated record. Gene Ontology annotation, molecular function: protein dimerization activity; DNA-binding transcription factor activity, RNA polymerase II-specific; RNA polymerase II cis-regulatory region sequence-specific DNA binding.
CUUCACUGGUGAAAAAACCUGCCAUCUCCAAUAAUACUCAUUGCCAUUGGGGGACCUCUCUUUACUCUCUCUCUCUCUCUCUCUCUCUGCAAAUCCUUAGUCUCCCAAAGCGCAUUUGUUUUGUAUACACGUAUUUACAGAUACGCUUUCAGGGUUACAACACGUAUUUUUUCAUCCAUUAAUUUAUAUAUUUAACCCUCGUUCACCUUCUUCCACACAAAAACUCAAACCUCUUAUUCUUCUACAUAUAUAUAAGCUAUCUCAAACCAAACACCUUACGAAUAGCUCUCCCUCGUCUUUUGUGUAUGUGCAUGCAUAUAGGGUUCUUGUCUUGCCUCUUUGAGCUUCGUCAAUUACAAACAGUGAUUUGGUCAACGGAUAUUGUCAAAGGAGACUGCUUUCAAAUUGAACUCACCCAAUGGAGAGAUUCCACACACCAAAUGAUUCUUGUCUCAUGGAUGCCGAUUUUUCCGAAGCGGGAUGCUCACAACAUGAACUUCUUCUCUCCAGCGGCAGCUUCAGAUUCAGUGAUGAAGCAGAAGAAGAAGCAGCCGUACAUGUUCAGUUCUCAGACGCCGCCACCAUCGAAGACAGUAUCCCAUUUCUUCGAAUGCUAAAAAGCGUAAAACCCACCACGUUCUUGCCCUUCAAAUCAGAACCAAACAUUUUACAGUCCCUCCUCCAAAUCCAAACCCUAGAACCAGAAAGCUGUCUUACCCUCGAAUCCAUAAGUCCUGGUUAUUGCAAGCCCUUCAAGUUGGAAUCUCCUCCUCCGCCACCGCCCGCGCCGUCUUCGGCAGUCGAACUACCGAACGAAUCGGUCAAAGAACGGCGCAAACGGAAACGAAUGAGAGCGCCUAAGAACGAAGAAGAGGUGGAGAAUCAAAGAAUGACGCACAUUGCUAUCGAACGUAACCGGAGACGGCAAAUGAAUGAGCAUUUGAACUCCCUCAAGUGUCUCAUUCCACAAUCUUAUCUCCAACGGGGAGACCAAGCUUCUAUUAUAGGAGGCGCCAUAGAUUUCGUCAAGCAGCUCGAGCAGCUGUUGCAUUCCCUCGAAGCCAAGAAACGGGUAGAAAACGGAGACGAGAACGAGGAGAAGAUGAAAUCGGUGUCGUCUCGUGCAAGCGCAUCCGUGUCGGACGAAGGACUCGCCGCCGGCAGAGAUGCGGCGGAGGUGGAUACGGCGGUGAUACAGAACCAUGUGAGCUUAAAAGUGUGGUGUAAGAGACGACAAGGUCAGACUCUGCGAGCUAUUGUCUCGCUUGAAGAGCUAAAGCUCACGGUUUUGCAUCUCAACGUCACCUCUUCCUUGGACUCUGUCUUCUACUCUUUCAAUCUCAAGAUGGAAGACGACUGUGAGCUAGGAUCAGCGGAUGAGAUAACAACAGCCGUCCGUCAGAUAUUCAAACACAUCAACGGUGAACGAUGCGGUCAACCAUUAGUCGACUCCGUUGACUUUGACCUGCCAAUUGAUAAAAUCUCGGGAGGAAAGAUAAGUACAAUGUGAGAGAGAGAGAGAGAGAUGAGAAAAUUAGGGUUUUUUCCACUUUUAGAUCAACGGUGAGAGUUUUCUUCCCAGAGUUUGUUGGUUGUAAAUAUGAAUAUAGAUUCAAAUUGAGGCUGUUUAUUUUAUUCUCUGCAUAUCUAUAUUUUUAUUUUCUCA